Poecilia latipinna (sailfin molly) is the source of this 3115-nucleotide messenger RNA. RefSeq names its product sphingosine 1-phosphate receptor 3-like. Gene Ontology annotation, cellular component: membrane. Gene Ontology annotation, biological process: G protein-coupled receptor signaling pathway. The record is from RefSeq and is a predicted model, not a curated record. Gene Ontology annotation, molecular function: sphingosine-1-phosphate receptor activity. Lineage: Eukaryota; Metazoa; Chordata; Actinopteri; Cyprinodontiformes; Poeciliidae. The transcript has 3 exons. The coding region runs from base 151 to 1209 and encodes 352 amino acids.
AAGGACAUGAAAAACACAUUUCUAUUCUCACCAGCACGAUACAGAGGAAGACAUCAACUCUUGAUACAGAGGGACGGAACAACGGUGUUGGUGGACUUUUGGGAUACGGCUGAACUCUGACCUCUACAAUCAGCAACUGGUAUUCUGAAGAUGAACAUAAUACUCCUUCACUACAACCACACUGGGAGGAUGGGAAACCAGCAGAUGAAUCAUGUGGACUUUCAAGUCAUCAUCUUCCUCAUCAUUUGCUGCUUCAUCGUUCUGGAGAACCUCACCGUCCUGGUGGCCAUAUGGAGGAACCACAGGUUCCACAACCGGAUGUACUUCUUCAUUGGGAACCUGGCACUGUGUGACCUGCUGGCUGGAGUCUCCUACAUGGUCAACUUGCUCCUCUCUGGGAAUAAGACGUUUGAUCUCUCACCGACUCUGUGGUUUAUUAGAGAGGGCAGCACAUUUGUAGCACUCAGUGCCUCCAUCUUCAGUCUCUUGGCCAUCGCCAUAGAGAGACACCUGACUAUGAUCAAAAUGAGACCUUAUGAUGCCAACAAGAACUACAGAGUGUUUCUGCUCAUAGGGACCUGCUGGCUGAUUGCUGUGAUCCUGGGAGCUUUACCCAUCUUAGGUUGGAACUGCAUGGACAACCUCCAUGACUGUUCCACAGUCCUGCCUCUGUACAGCAAGAAAUACGUAGCUUUCUGCAUCACAGUUUUCAUAACCCUGCUUUUAGCCAUGUCAGUUCUUUAUGCUCGCAUCUACAUCCUUGUAAAAUCCAGCAGCCAAAAGGUGAGUAAACACAGCAACUCUGAGCACGCUAUGUCCCUUCUACGCACCGUCAUCAUUGUAGUCGGAGUCUUCAUCGCCUGCUGGACACCCCUCUUCAUCCUGCUCCUGGUGGAUGUGGCGUCUGAGCAGCGCUUCCCAGUCCUCUACAAGGCUGACUGGUUUAUAGCACUGGCUGUGCUCAACUCGGCCAUGAACCCAGUCAUCUACACUCUGGCCAGUCGCGAGAUGAGACGGGCCUUCCUGGCUCUGGUUUGUGGCGUUUGCUACAAGAUGAAGGCGUCGGUGAAUGGGAGUGGGAACAGGCAGUCCCUUGAGCCGAGCCGGAGCAGGAGCAAAUCAUGGAGCAGUCAGAACAACCAAAACCAGCAAAGGGGCCAGGAGACGGACACUGGAACGAAUAGAGAGGAUGUUCAGGAGGGUGUUUAGAGUGAUGGGAAAAACUGAGAGAAGAGUUGCAGAAAUCAAACAAAUGUGGAAAGAUGCUUGAGAGAUGAAGUCAGUUUAACACGAAGCAAAUCCAGUAUGAAGAUUGGACUAUGCAGUUGCUCCGGCACAGAAGUUUCACUUUGGUGACUAAUGUUUACACAACUUAAGCAUCUGUAAUUGAGACCAGCACAGUUACUGAAUGUACUAACUGUGCUGGUUUUGCCUUCUUGUCAAGUCCUGAAAGAAACCAAAUACGUUCAAAUGGGAUCAUUAAAAUUGCAGGCAGAUAUUUAGAAUAUAAAGAAAGACCAAUAUUAUUAACAGUGCAUUUCCAGAGAACAGGUCAUCUACACUCUGGUCAGUUGCGAGAUGAGACGGGCCUUUCUGGCUCUGGUUUGUGGCGUUCGUGACAAGACGAAGACUUUUUGUGGACGUCAGUGGGAACAGACAGUUCCUGGAGCCUCGGCAAAGCUGGAAGAAAUCAUGGAUCAGCCAGAACAAACCAAAACCAGAAUGAACAGAGGGGUUUGGAGACACACACACACCCCAGUGAGGUCUCACAGAUGUCUGGAACAAGAGUACCCUCAGAAGGGGCAUCAGGACCACGGAGAAGACUGAAAAAAGGGUGCAAGUUAACCAGAAUUAGGAACAAGCUCUUUUUCCUUCUCUUGGUGGAUGUGCCAGCACUGCCCAAGCCUCUUCAAGGCCGACUGGUUUACUGGACCGGCUGAGGUCAACCCUACACUUUGGCCAUUAAAUUCAGAUGGGAAUUUUCUGGCACCUGUUUGUGGCAUUUGCUGCAUUUCUUUGGUUACCAACAAAUGCUUCAACAGCAUGAGCUUAUCUAAAGGAGCCAGAUAUGGUUUUUAUAUGAAAGCACAUCUGCUACUUAGGGAAAAUGUGUUUUAAAAAAUGCCAAAAGCUGCAUCUGACACCAAAGAAAAAGAAUCUUAGUCGUAAGAAACACAAGAGAGAUUAUACACAUUCACAAUUUUAUUGCCAAACAGUCAUACAGAAUAAUGACAAACCCAUACAACUAAAAGAUUAAACAUCUGUAAACAUCAUUUGGACUCGUUUUUAUUUCGUACUUUUAAAUAUAGCUGUCCCGAAAUAGUGUUUUUCUGUGACUCCCUCUGUCAUUAAUGUAUAACCCAGAAAGAAUGACAUUUAUAAUACAUAUUAAUAGUGAGGGAAAGAGACCAAGAGAAAGUGAGAACACUAGUCUCAAGCAGCAACACGCAGCAGGGCAAAAACAACCUCCAGUGAACAGGCAUGCCCCAUUGAAGAUCAGCUAUUGCACACUGAAGGGAGAGAAAAGAAAACACCAUUUGUACAAAUUAAAGGCACAUUUCAGUCAAGAGAAAUCUGGAAAGACGCCAUCAGUGUCCAAGCAUUUUUUUUUUAGUCGAGUAGAUUCUUUACAUUGCAGAGCUAAUAAGGUUCAGUCUGUUACAUUCAAGUAUGAAGCCGUUUUCACUUUCUUCAAAAUGUUGUCCAAUUUGCUUGAUUUUUUUUUUGUUUUAUUUUUUUAGAAAAUUUAGUAUUGUUCCCUUUUGCAAGUUCUCAAGUUUGCUGGAAAAUUUAGUCACAAACAUUGCAGAAGAAAGAGAUGUAAAGAAGUAAAAGUGUUUUAUAGUAUGCCAAAGGUCCAUGACCAAACAGGUUGCUGUGCGGUUCCUGUACUAUACACACCUUCUUGCAGCAAAACACAGGCACAUUAUAUUACAUUGCAUCUGUCUUGUCAAACUCAUUGAACACGUACUUGUUUUGGUACAACUCAAGUGGUCGAGUGCAUUUCAAAUACAAUGCCCCAUUCAUUUGGUAUCCAUCAGUCCUGACAACAGUAAGAAUGAAGCCAUUUGAAAAGAAAAAAAGAAAGAAAAAAACAGGCAUUUUCCAGAGCAGC